GCCUCCACGCGCUCACUUCUCAGUUUCAUUGACUUCUUCUGAAACUCAGAUGAAACUUUCUGGGUUUUCUCUUCAGCCUCUUUCACUCAGCUCUUCUUCUUCAGUGUGUCACACGGUCCCAGAGCCUCGUGCGCUGCGUCCUCGAGCGCGCGGACAGCCGGUGGUUUCACGCACGAGACGGUUAACGGACCGAGGAGCAACAGGAGGUUUCCUCCAGUGAGUCACGCCGGGAGAAGACGGAUUUAACGGAGAUUUUUGGGACUUUGAUUCAACAUCUGGCCGGUGCCGACUGGACCCGCAGUCUGACCCGGGAUAUCUGCUGGCUGACCCGGGAUAACGUCUGUCCUCCAUCAUGUAUCCCCCAGCGGGCAGCAUGUGUAUGUGCUGCAGCCUGAUCCUUGUCCUGGUCCUGGUCCAUCCUGCAGCAGGGUACAAUCUGGAUCAAGAACACAGUCUGGAGUUCAAUGGCCCCCACUCAUCCAUGUUUGGAUAUUCAGUCCUGCUACAUCACCACGGAGCACACAGCUGGUUGGUGGUUGGAGCUCCAGUCGCGAACUCGACCUCCAGUCCAUCAGUCCGAUCUCCAGGAGCUGUUUACCGCUGCAACAUCUCGGCUCAGCCCGGCCACUGCCUCCCCUUGCAUGCUGACGUGGUGACCUGUGGGAAGACGUGUGAUGCAGAGAGUGAUCACCAGUGGCUGGGAGUCAGUCUGGCCAGACAACCUGGAGACAACGGAGGACACAUCCUGGCAUGUGCUCACCGCUGGAAGAACGUCUUCUACUCAAAGAAGGACGGUCAGAACCACAAGCUGCCUAACGGAGUGUGUUAUCGCUACAGCAGCGACCUGACAAAUGCCCAACCCAUCAUUCCCUGCUACAGAGACCACCAAAGGAAAUUCGGUGAGGAUUAUGGGUCAUGUCAGGCCGGUAUUUCCAACUUCCUGACAGAGGAUCUGAUCAUCAUGGGGGCUCCAGGGACGUCCUAUUGGACUGGUUCAGUUCUGGUCUUCAACACGUCUAGCAGAGGGAUGUCUGUGUACCUGGAUGAAGACACUGGAGCCGUCAGCUUUGGAAGCUACCUGGGUUACGCUGUUGGAGCUGGUCAUUUCCUGGGUCCCUCCUCUGUGGAGGUCGUGGGUGGAGCUCCGCAAUACAACCAGAGGGGCAAGGUCUUCAUCUUCGCAGUAGACAGCAACAUGCUGCGGGUCGUCGCUGAAGUGUCCGGAAAAGAGCUGGGAUCUUACUUUGGCUCCAGCGUGUGUGUGGUGGAUCUGAACGCUGAUGGUUUGUCGGAUCUGUUGGUCGGCGCUCCCAUGGCAACGGGCAUCACCAGGGAGGAGGGAAGAGUCCAUGUGUACAUCAACCAGGGGGAGGCUAACCUGUUGGAGGCGGAGUUUCAGCUGACUGGUAAUAAUGCCUACGCUGCUCGAUUUGGAGAGACCAUCGCUGACCUGGGAGACCUGGAUGACGACGGUUACUCUGAUGUGGCGGUUGGUGCCCCACAGGAAGACGAGCUAAAAGGAGCCGUCUACAUUUACAACGGCAGGAAGGAGGGCAUCUCACCAACUCCAUCUCAGAGGAUUACCGGAUCCACACUGGGUCGUGACCUCAGGAUGUUCGGCCAGUCACUGAGCUCUGGCAUUGACAUUGAUGCUAACGGCUACCACGAUGUGGCGGUCGGUGCUUUCCUCUCGGACUCGGCUGUGGUUCUCAGGACCCGACCCGUGAUUCAGGUGAAGGCGUUUCUGACUCUGCCCGAGCAGAUUGACCAGCGGGUGGCGCUGUGCCACGAACACAAGACUCCAACUGUCUGCCUUAAAGUUACUGUCUGCUUCAGUGUGAAGUCCAGACACUUCAGAGGAGCUAUAGAUCUUCAAUAUAAUUUGACCUCUGACCUCCUCCAUAAACCAUCCUUUCCUCAUCGUUUCUAUUUCCAUGGUAACGGGUCAUCCAAUAGCACAAAGGGGCACGUGAGAGCACGACAUGGCCAGCUCACUUGUACAACACACGUGGCUUACCAAAGGAAGGACGUGAGGGACAUUUUUACUCCGGUCCGGUUUGAAGUUUCCUACAGUCACAGAGAAACAAGCACCCACAGAACCAAAAACUUCCCUCCAUUAAAACCCAUUCUGCAGCAGAGCGCAGGACACCAGAACACCAUCUCAAAUCAGACUUGGUUCGCUCGUUCCUGUUCGCUGGUGAACUGUUCGGCCAACAUGCAGCUGUCGGCUCAACUAGUGCUACCACAUCAGCAGCAGUACUUUCCUCUCGGCUCUGGACAGACCAUCAUGUUGAAAACCUCGGUGCUGAACUCUGGAGACGACGCCUUCCUGCCACGACUGACGUUACGUUUCCCCAACAACGUCCACUACAUUAAAGUACUGCAGAACCAGGACAACGUGGUCAGCUGUGAUGUCACACAGGAAGUCAACAGUACAAAGGCAGGUGUUGACUGCAGCAUCACCAGCCUCGUCCUCUCAGCCCACGCCCAGUUGAAUAUCAGCUUCCUACUGGACGUCAACCAAAACAGCACACCUGGUGACAUCAUGAUUCAUGUCAGCACCAGCAGUGAUAACUAUGAGAGGGAGGAGUAUCUCCAUGACAACUCCGCCAGUCUCCUCCUUCCUCUGAAAUACGGAGUCAACGUCAACAUCCACGGAUUUGUGACUCCCACUUCCUUUGUGUUUGGAGAUGAAGACACGACUCCAGUUGACUGCUACCCUGAAAGAUUCAACUACACAUACAAGGUGUUAAACUCUGGUCCCAGCAGGUCUCUAGAUACUGUGGUUGACAUCAUGCUACCGAAGAUGCUCGCACCUUACCGACACAGAUUGCUGCAGGUGGUCGACUGGCAGACGUCUCAGGGUGUGUGUUCGAUCAGUGACACAACUAUGUCAGUUGUUGAGGACUGCGACGUCCCUGAAGCCUCCUUCAUCAAACAGAUUGUCUUCUUCUUCUCGUCCACCUCCACUCGCAGAAUGUUCUGUAGCCAUAGUGAUGAUUUGUGUGAGCGGUUGGUGUGUCGCCUUGGUGACCUGGACGUGGGGAGAGACACCCACAUCCAACUGGAGAUCAAACUGAACCCUGCUGUACUUCUGCAAGCUCCGGGUCGUCAUGGUAUCAUGAGGAUAGAGAGCACAGCGAUGAUGUCAAACCCCAGAGAAAGUCCUCACACCAUCCUCAUCCACGAACAACCUGUAGCAGAGGUGGUGGUGGAAGCCGUUUUUACCCAGAAGCCCUCAACAACAGUGAAGGUCUUCAUCAUCGUCAUCAGUUUAAUUUUGGGUCUGAUGAUCCUGGCUGCUCUCAUCUGGUGUCUGUGGAAGGCUGGUUUCUUCAAGAGGGAGUUCAAGAAGAAGAAGGAGGAGGAGGAGGAGGAGUUCAAGAGAGACAGCUGGGACUAUGUUCCUAAACAUGACAAAAGAGAGAGCACUUCCUAACCCGGACCAUCACCUCUAACCACUGUGUGACAGUUUUAAUGAGACAUCAUGUGCUGAUGGAUGGAUGGAGUGCUGUGUGUGAAAAUAUGGCAACCCUAUUUGUCCAAAAACAGUAGUAAGCGCUGCUGUUGAACGUCAUCGGCCAAUGAAAUCUGUCCAGACUGGAUCAGCUGAUCUGACUCUUAACAAGUCAGACCUGACAAGAGCGUGACGGAUGAUAAAACGUCUCAAGUGAACACCUCCUGAACACACCCGAACCUGAACGUGCCUUUUCAAACUAUUUUGCCAAAUGUGCCUUCACAAAUACAGACAAGUUUAAAGACUUGAUAAGAUUCAGCGAUGGAUGGAGGAUCGAUAAAAAGGGAAUUUAAGGGCCUUGGAGCUUCCUGGGAUGCGGCAUCACCUGUGACAGUUAUUGAUGAUCGCCAUUCUGACUCCUGUAAGAGGAAUCAAACCAAAGGAAGUGACUUUCUGAUGAUCUCAGGGGACGGAAACCUGGCCUGUGAUUGGCUCAUAACUCUCUGGAAAACCUCCCUUACGUCUCUGUACAUUAUCUUACCACAUUUUGUUUACCUGCUGACCGACACUUAAUGCACUGGUGCCGCAGACACACACUGGAUGAUGUCCAGACAGAAGAAUUGGUCCAGUAUUGGCUGCCUGGAUGUGCUGGUACAGGGCUUAGGAAACAAUCAGCACAAAUAUUUUAAUGGACGUCACACCAGCAUGUAAAACAGCAACAUUUUGUAGCAGAUUCACCUCACUUCAAUGGAUUUGCUCACUGAGGUGAAGCAAAUUGGUGCAAGUUUUUUACGUGGUGCUCAACUUUGGUGAACAAGCAUCUUAACCGCACUGACAUCUAGAGGAACUGAGAGCUGCAGAGUCCACAGAGGAGGAAAUUGUUUGCCUGUUAACCAUCUGUGAAGAAAACAGUUCAGGGAAACCACUUCAGUGUGUGCAUGUAAGACUGAGAACAAUCUACGCCCAGCAGCCGUGUGCGCACGAUUGCAGAAAGCACAACUGCCUGAAGAAAAUAAAAAAUGCUUCUCUUCCAUUUUCAUCCUACAAACAAACAUCCUGUGAGGCAAAGUAUGAGCGUUUUUUACUGUUUAGAAUUCAGUUUUGUUUGGGUAGCAAUCAUGACAUUCCUCCUGUGUGAGUUUUAUAAUAAUAAUAAUUAUACAUUUAAUUUAUAGAGCGCUUCUCGAGCUACCUAAUCAAAUUAUAUAAGUAAAAAGACAUUGAGUGUAUAAGAUAAUAUAAGAGUCACUGAUGUUAUGAGUCAUUUCCACUCGUGAUACGGCUCGACCUGACUCACUUGGAACCGUUCUUUUUUGGUUUUCUAUGGGCAAAAGUCGAGUCUACCACCUGGUACUUUAUCUGGUAUUGCAUCAGUCGAGGUUCAAGCGAGAUGAACCAAUACUUGGUGGUGGAGUUAAAACACUGCAGACCACUGAUUGGUCAGAGAGAACAUUCUGUACAAACCCUUGAUUUUUAAAUGUCCAAGCUACCGUCAAUAGCGACCACAGUUUUUCAAUUCACUUCACCCAGAUAUUAAAAAGUGGCAGCCUGCAAAACUACACAAUGGUCAACUAAAAACAAAACAACAACAAAAUAAACUAACAAAAAUGACAAAACUAUAAUAUUUCAGCUGCCUACACUGACUGGGUGCCCUCAGCUGUGAAAAACAAAACUGAGGAAAGCACCUGAUGCCAAAAGUGAGUCGAGUUGAGCCGAAGCAUGCAAUGGAAAUGAGGCUUUAGAUCUCCUUCUACAGGUAAGCAUAGGUAUACUUCCUUAGUCGCCACCUUGCUUUGAAAAAAAAAAAGCAAAAAAAAAAAAAAAAAAACCUUCAGUGUCAUUAACUCCUUCAGUGAAGCGCUCCUGGAUUCCAACUAAACUAUCAGUGUGAAAACACAGUAAACGGUGCAACUUGUCGUGACAGAGCCAGCAACAAAUUGAGCCACAGGGUUGAACGAUGAAAGACUACUUGAAGAAAUUUUUGAUAUUUUAAAGUAUUAAAAAUUAUUGUUUUUAACCAUCAGUAUUUUGUGAAUGCAGACAUUUAAAAAAAAAAGCUGCCACCCUCCCUUCUGUUUAUCUGUUUAAUACAAAUGCACAUCACACAGAGAGAUGUUUUAAUAUUUUAAUCGUUUGUUUUUGUUUAUGUGAACGUUGUUCUGCACUGGAGAGUCUCACUGCUUUAUCAACACUUUUCUAUUAAAAUGAAGGAUUUUCUAUUUAAA
Epinephelus lanceolatus (giant grouper) is the source of this 5682-nucleotide messenger RNA. RefSeq names its product integrin alpha 4 (gene itga4). Gene Ontology annotation, biological process: integrin-mediated signaling pathway; cell-matrix adhesion; cell-cell adhesion. The record is from RefSeq and is a predicted model, not a curated record. Gene Ontology annotation, cellular component: external side of plasma membrane; integrin complex. NCBI's taxonomy places the organism in Eukaryota, Metazoa, Chordata, Actinopteri, Perciformes, Serranidae. Gene Ontology annotation, molecular function: integrin binding.